AUGAGGCAAGAGUGGCGCGAUGCCGCCCGCCCCCGUCGCGGCCGCGGCGGCGGCGGUGUCAUCGGGCGGGACGCAGCGAUGGCGGCGGCUGCGUGUGAGGCACCUCGGGCGCGGGGCUCCAUGGCCGAGGAGGACCCCAACCAGAACCAGCCCGAGGAGGAGGCCCGCGAGGAGCGCGCCCCGCGCUGGGGGCCUCAGCACGCGGGGGCGCGCGAGUUGGCGGACCUCUACUCGCCCGGUAAGCGUCUGCAGGAGUGGGUGAGCGUGAUGCUGUGCGCCAUCCUCGUCAUUUUCAACGGUUACCACCUCGUCGUUAACUUCAGCGUCGACCACGUUCACUACAUCCUCAUCGCCAUCGUGGCCGGGACGGUGACGGCCGACUUCCUGUCGGGUCUGGUGCACUGGGGAGCCGACACGUGGGGCUCCGUGGACAUGCCGAUCUUCGGAAAGGCGUUCAUCCGGCCGUUCCGCGAGCACCACAUCGACCCGACCGCCAUCACGCGCCACGACCUGGUGGAGACCAACGGGGACACUGCCUCGCCACGCGCUGCGCCGCUCUCCCACAUGGCCUACAAGUUCCACACCCUGUCCCCCGAGGCGGUGCAUGAGACAUACGCGUGGGAGUGCUACGUGUUUGCGCUGGCCGUGUUCGUCACGCUCACCAACCAGAUCCACAAGUGGUCCCACACCUACUUCGGGCUGCCGCGCUGGGUCACCGCGCUGCAGGCGGCGCACAUCGUCCUGCCGCGCCGCCACCACCGCGUGCACCACGUGGCGCCGCACGAGACCUACUUCUGCAUCACGACCGGGGGCUGGCUGAACUACCCCCUGGAGUUUCUGGGCUUCUGGGCGAGGCUAGAGAGACUCAUUGAGAUGGUGACGGGCGAGAAGCCGCGUGCGGACGACUUGAAGUGGACACAGAAGGUCAAGUAGCCUCAGCCUCUGUGGUGGACUCGCCCACCCCCUCGUCGCCCGCUCGCCCGUUCGUCCCUCCGUCUAUCGGCUUCCAGGUCGUCCCAGGCUCCACGGCUCAUCUGGACACGAGCCCCCCCGCUCCCUCGCUCCUGUGGCACCCCCCCCCUCCCCCAAAAAAAACAAUCGCCUUGCACCUCGUCGUGAAGAGUGGGUGGCGGGGGGGGGCAGGAAGAGUGGCGGGGGGGGGGAGAUGCGACGGAGAGACGGCAGCCGAGUGAACUCCAGAGAGGGUGCGAGCAGCGAGCGCGCUGUAAGUGUGCACCUAGCCUGGCACAAGCGCUGCGACGACGUCUCCCGUCACGUAGCGCCGAAUGUCGGCUGUUUUUGUUGUGUAGAGCACGUGUGAGUGAGGGUGGUGUAAUAGUGUGUGUUGGUGGCGGUCGUGCGUUAGGUGUGCAUGUGUGGGUAUGUGUGGGUAUGGGUGUGCAAGGGUGUUGCCGGAGAUUGUGUGAGUGUGGGGAGCGGUGGCGCAGUGGGUUAGCGCUGCACUGCGCCGUGAACCCAGCGAUUCAUGUUCAAUUCCCCGACCACACGGACAUGGGUGGCGAUCAUCGGAACCGCUGCUGGCACCCUCUCAUAGGUCGACUCAGCAUGAAUACUAGGGAGACAAAGGCGGAUCGGCGUGGUUCCGGCCACACCACCUCUUUGUACACCAAGCUUGCCUUCGUAGGUGCUGCUCGCUAACAGCACUUACUCCAACAGCCUGUGGAGGCUGCACGGGUGAUCUUUGUCUAUGCGUGUGGGAGAUGCUAAAUGCAC
Messenger RNA from Lethenteron reissneri (Far Eastern brook lamprey), 1734 nucleotides. RefSeq names its product plasmanylethanolamine desaturase 1-like. The record is from RefSeq and is a predicted model, not a curated record. Gene Ontology annotation, molecular function: oxidoreductase activity. NCBI's taxonomy places the organism in Eukaryota, Metazoa, Chordata, Hyperoartia, Petromyzontiformes, Petromyzontidae.